This is a messenger RNA of Cercopithifilaria johnstoni, 450 nucleotides long. Lineage: Eukaryota; Metazoa; Nematoda; Chromadorea; Rhabditida; Onchocercidae. The record is from the annotation of a GenBank genome assembly.
AUGAAAUACUGCUGCAAUAGGUAUACUGGUAAUACUGAUAUUACUAAUACAUUAAGGUUUACUUCUAUAGCUGGAAUUUCUAUGACUGAAAUUAAAACAUUUUCAGAUGCAAGCGAUUUAAGACUAAGGAGUAAACGAAUGGCAAAGAAAACGCGAUAUGAACCAGUUGAAGCACAUUGUAAUUGUAUUGGUAAAUCUGAUAUGGAAUGUUUUCGAUUCGAAUCGAUCCCACCAUCUGAUUAUGCCAGAUGUAUUUGUACAUAUGAUACUGAUUUGGACGUUGCUUGGCCAUGUUUCAAUAUAUCGAUAUGGUAUGAAGAGAAAUGCAAUGCAUGUAUUGCGAAUGGUUUUUGUGUGCCAAUAAAAGAUUAUUCGAUCCAAAGCGCUGCUGAAUUGCCUUGUUUAUGUCGGAAUCGUACCACUGAUUCAGUAAGCUUCGAGAAUUUUUGA